Messenger RNA from Cataglyphis hispanica, 4787 nucleotides. Its product is annotated as homeobox protein abdominal-B-like. Gene Ontology annotation, biological process: regulation of transcription by RNA polymerase II. Gene Ontology annotation, molecular function: DNA-binding transcription factor activity, RNA polymerase II-specific; RNA polymerase II cis-regulatory region sequence-specific DNA binding. The record is from RefSeq and is a predicted model, not a curated record. The transcript is spliced from 2 exons. Bases 1575 to 3122 code for a protein of 515 amino acids. Gene Ontology annotation, cellular component: nucleus. Lineage: Eukaryota; Metazoa; Arthropoda; Insecta; Hymenoptera; Formicidae.
CGCGCUCGUGUCGCUUUUGGCCCGCUCGACGGCGAAGCCGCGGGCAGAGCUCUCAGUUGACGCUCAGUUCGGCUCAGCGAGGCCAGCGAGAAGAAAGGGGGUUUAUUCCAUGUGUGUGAGCGUCGUGCGUGUGUGUAUCGGCGCACGAUCCUCGGGACCGGAGGCGUUGCUACCUGCUGAAAAUCCUUCGCUGUAUUAAGCUUGUUACACGAGGGGGUGGUUCUACCUGACUAACUGCUACCUGAAGACGAGGGGAGAUAAAAAGAUCCCGGUCCGAUCAGAGAUACGCUCUCUCUCCUUAGACUCUUUAUUACUCUCUUAGCUUCAAAUGUUCGGAUUUGCGUCGUUACAUUUGUGAGUUACCGUGAUUAGAUAGAUAACGACGUGUGCCGAUCGCGAGCAGGCGGGACGUUUCGCGAUGAGGAUGAUGACGAUCUUAGGUGAUAGAGACGGAAUGACGUGCGGCUUGUGUGUAAUCGGUCGCGGGACGAUCGUAAUGCAUUCAGUCGUGCAGUGAGUUAGCUCGCUCAGAGAUCGACGAUUGCCAAGUGUCUGGUGCUGAUCUUUUUUUUAAGAACCGUGUACGCUGGUUCUAACGUUGCCUUAACUUUAAUAACAAGCUCCGAACUUUUCUGACUGGAAUGAUGCAUCCUUUCUAAAUCGCGUUGUGUCAUUUUGUUUUUGUUAUAUGCUCGUCUCUGACAUCAUCGCUGGAUUGGACAUUAUCAUCAUCUACACGAUCUGUGCUAAUCGAUCUACAUCGCACGUGGCUCGCCUGUCAUCCCAUCGAUCAUCCCAUUCGCUGUCGUCAACGUCGUCUUCGUCUUCAUCGUGGUCGUCAUUGCCGCGUGUGGAUCUUUUUGUCGGCGGAUUUGCCACGCACUUGAUCGCGCUCCCAUCUGUCCUUCGCGCUGCCUCCUCGCUUCUCCGUCCCGCGUUCCUCCCUCCACCUGUCUGCUGCGGCGCUACACACCCUCUCCCCCGCCGUCAACCCCUCGUUGAGGACUACGCGCACGAUUUAUCCCUAUCCCCACCUCCUGCUCCUCGCGCCUCCACUACCUUCUUGUGUGUGCACGCGCUUCCUUUAUUUACUCCGUGAAUUCACGGACCAACACGACCGGCUCGGUCACGAUGAGCGCUCAAUUUGUCGCUACGCGGUGAAUAUCCUCGGUGUUGACGCACGUUCUAUCGCGUUUUUAUUAAACCUGUCCGCGGUCUGUAUGCUGUGUUACGGUGUGUUUUGAACAUUGGAAAAAUUAUUAAUUUAUAUACGGCAACGUUGUUACUCCUCUUACGAUGACCUUGCGAUUUUCGGGUGAACGUUGAUCGGUCUAAACUUGUGCAUCGCGCGGAUUAUCGUCGUGAUUAUCGCUGAACGGCGGUCACGAGACCGUCGUCCUACGUGCCGAUUGACUCCGACAUCGGCAUAAAUAUUGUUGUAACACCGGCAAUAAAUCGUCAUCAUCUGCACCAUCGCCGAUCACGUGGCUUGCUCGACGGCGACGCUGUACGAUAAUGUUCACGCCGCGCCGUUAUGUGGCUCCGGCGUGGGUCACCCUGGCUCCGUUACACCGAUGGGAACAGCAACCGGAGCGGGGAAUUCCACCGGGGUGACCUGGUGGGCCAUGAUGAACGGUUCCCUCUACGAGGACAGCCCGCCGCCAGUUCCACCGACAGCCUCGACCCUCGUAUCGAUUCAACAGCAGACAACCACGACACCAGGCUCCCAUCAACAAGCGACAACGCCAACUUCACCUGGUGCACCGGCAUCAUCGGCAACGACAGCGCCACCGGCGCCCACAGCGAGCGCCAGUUCAACCUCGCCGAGCGCUUCCUCGGUAGCGAGCAACAGCGCGGCCGGACCGCUUCAUAUACCCGCCAAGAGAUUAACGGCGACACCGGGGGGCGGUGGUUCCACUUACGGUGAGGUUGCCUGCGUAGAGUCGGGCGCUCCGGGUGGUGCGGGAGCGGCGGGCGUGAUACGGCACUCACAUUCGUCCUCGGCGGGUUCUCAAGGCGGCUGGAGUUAUAGCCCGCACCAUCCUCAAGACUCCCACUACUCGUCCACGACGGGCGGCGGCGAAUCGUUGAACCAUCAUCAGGCCUACGGGGGUAACAAUCCCCCCACGUAUUACAAUCUGGCGGCCGAUCCUACCUCGACUUCCGGUUCUUCCAGGGACAACCGGAAGGCCGGGGCCACUCUUAGCUUCUGGUCGCCCGCCACUGCCGGAUCGGCCGGCACCGCCGGUUCUACCUCGGAUUACAAGUCCUACAACUCGGCCGGCGCGGCAACAACGACGUCGUCGACCGGCGGUGGUGGGUCUGCCUCCGGCGCCGCCGAUCCAGCCGUCUCCUCCUGCCAUCAAAGCUUCUCUCAGAGCUGGUGCAAUUACGCGCCCUACACGACGGCGAGGCAUCAUCAUCCAGUGGACACGGCUGGACAUCAUCAUCCUCACUCGCAGGCGGGGGUACCGUAUCUAGCGCCAUCCGCGGCUGACGACCGUGGUAGGGUCGCUGCCGCUAUGGUCGCCGCGGAAGGUGCCUUUCCCCACGAUGGAUACGGUGGUCUGAGAAACUAUGGAGCGCCUGAACCUGUUACUUCGAGUCCCUACCCACCUCCAGUGAUGUGGGGUUCCUCCCCAUCUUCCUUGUUUCCCGCAGGUUCGCUUGCGGGUGUGGGCGUCGGGGUUGGCGUAGCCGGGAUGGGCGUUGGAUGCGGCAGCUCUAAUCCCCUAGAGUGGACGGGCCAGGUGACGGUGCGGAAGAAACGCAAGCCUUAUUCCAAAUUUCAAACUCUCGAGCUGGAGAAGGAGUUCCUCUUCAACGCUUACGUGUCGAAGCAGAAGCGAUGGGAGCUCGCGCGUAAUCUGAAUCUCACCGAGCGCCAAGUGAAGAUCUGGUUUCAAAAUCGCCGAAUGAAAAACAAGAAGAACAGUCAACGGCAAUCCCAGCAGCAGAAUAACAAUAACAACAACAACAACAGCAGCAGCGCCAACAACGCGAACCACCACGCGGCGACCGGCAGUCACCACCAUCCGAGCACCGCGCACGCACCACCUUCGAGCCACCACGUGGUCGCGCAGGCGCAUCACGCGAACGGCUCCACGAAGCAUCAUCAGUGACCCGUGGCCUUCUCUGGGGUCGUCUUCGGGCACCAUCAUCAUAGCCACACCUCGUCCAGCAGCAGUGGCAGCCACGGGGGCAGCCAUAGCAGCCUGGUAGCAGGUCACAGCAGCCAUAGCCUCCACGCGCCGCAGCCGCAGACGCCGCUGCCGCCGAUUCACGUGUCGUCGUCGGGCAACGUUACGCCUGCUACGGCCGUAGUCCAUCCACACACACACGCGCACGCACACACCGGCGGUCACCAUCAUCAGCUGACGCACGUGGCUCAACAGUAUCCCGCGCUUCUACAUCAGACGCCUCACGGCUUGGCCGCCUGAAUUGGUACCGGACGCUCCAGAGAAAGACCCGUUCGUGACGCUUUGGCGAUGUCACCGAGGCGAUCCUACGAAACGGUUGAUUAAUAUCCAUGUCCACAGGAACGAUGAAAAAUCCUCAUGGACUCUGUCGAGCAGCCGUUCAAAGACUGCCUCCAUUAAGGAAAGAUAAAGCUCGCGCGUAGUAUAUUAUAUAUUAUUAAUUAUUAAUUAUUAUUAAUUAUUAUUAAUUAUUAUUAUUAUUAUUAUUAUUCAACAAGCGAAGACUUUUCGCUAUUGUAUAGAAAAGAUGCCGCUAUUUCAAGCGGCCCGAAGACUCUUUUCGAGUAUCGGUGUCGGAUGCCGUUAUUCUACGAGUAAUACGCGUCAUCGAACGACACCAAGCAAUCUGUCCAAUUCGUAAUUCGGUAGUAUUUUCUCCAGUUAUAUAUACAUAUAUACACAAAGUAAAGAGGUAAUUAAUGUCACUUAGUAUAUCCCUACUCCUCCCACCGCUCUAAGGAUUCCUUUCCCUCUCCAAGGUCCCCACUCUUCCCCCGAGUAUUUACCUCGUCUUGCAUUAUCGGGUCCGAGUCGCACAUUGUAACGUAUCGUUGCAGUUACAUCCGGGACCGAUCCAAUCAGACACCAUUGAUUUUGCAGUUAGGGCUGGAUGGUCCAUCGAGAAUUGCAGGUUGUAAAAUGGAUGGGUCGCUUUUAGGGGUAAGUGGACUCACUGAUCUCGCGUAAAUGUAUGUGCAUCGUUUUUUAAAUUAAUUUUUCACUUUGAUAUGGGUUACAACCGCAUUAAAGAUCUACAAAUCUUUUAUCAAGUAUAUCUAUAUACAACUAAUAUUAAAAAGCUAAUAUAUUAAAGAAAGAUUUUCCACAAUGUCAUUUGCGCUUUUAUAUUAAUUUAUUUAUAUCAUUUUCUUGAAAUUAGCAUAAAAAUUUUGAAAGUAGACUCAUCGUUAGUAAAUAUCUGUUCUUAAUAAAUAAUAGUUUUUCAAUAUUUAACUUAAACGUUUUGUGGAUAAAUUCUACACUUGGUCUAAACAAAUUUGCAGUGUAGUUUACAUUGGGGGAUGCAUAUUAUUUAUAAUUUAUUAAUUUUUCAAUCGAGGAAAAAGGUCAUACAAUAUUUUGCGGAUUAAAUGUCUUCUUUCCCUAUUUAGUUUGUCUGACAAAGUAAAGAAUAUAGUAAGUUUCGAAAUCAGUGUAGAGCACGAGCGUAUCCCAAAAGUUAGAUAAUUAUGUCCACAAUGUGUCGUAAUAAUCAUCUACCACAAGAAUCGCAAAUUAGUAUCUAUAAUUCUUGUAUUGAAGAAAAACGACUUAUGUUGAAAAUAUACUUAGUAGUCAAACUCUGUA